AUGACACAGAUCUUCCUUACCGGUGCCACGGGCUAUAUCGGGGGCGAAGUCCUCCACGCUUUGCAGCAUGCACAUCCUGAUUACGAGGUUGCUGCCUUGAUCAGAGAUAAGGAAAAGGCCGGCAAAGUCUUGGCUGCAUUUCCUCAGGUCCGUGUGGUUCUUGCAGAUUUGGAUAAUGUCGAAAUCAUUGAAGAAGAAUCGCGGAAAGCCAAUAUUGUCAUCCAUGCUGCCAGUAACAAGCAUCUCGAAAGCGUGAAAGCGAUCGCAAAUGGCCUGGCGGGACGUCAGAAUGCCUAUUACAUUCAAGUUACCGGGGCUAGCGUUCUGGCAGGCCCUGAGGUUGAUAACAACUCAUAUGGCGAGCCCUCCGAUCAAAUAAUUGACGAUUUGGAUAACGCUGCUGAUCUCCGGGACAUAAUUCGGGCGUACAAAGACCGUCGAGUGGUGGAUAACUACAUUCUCGACUUGGGAUCAGGUGGCCCCAAAACCGCCAUUAUUUUCCCUCCCAUUAUAUUUGGCACUGGUAAAGGUCCCGUGAAUCAACGCAGCGUCCAGGUUCCCUCAUUGGCCCGGGCCGCUCUGCUGCAACAUGUUGGUCUAUAUCUUGGCAGGGGAUUAAGUCAAUGGGGCAUUGUUCAUGUCUCUGAAUUGGCUAAUCUCUUCGUCAAAUUGGUGGAGCAUGCUGUCAACGCCACUUCCGCACCUAUCUGGAAUGAGAACGGCCUUUUCUUUGCGGAAAAGGGCUUCGAGAGCUUCAAAGAUGUCGCUUCAGUGAUCGCCAAAGAGGCGCAUAGCCUCGGUUACAUUGAUUCGCCUGAUUCGGUGCAGUCCAUGAAUCUUGAAGAGGCCAACGUAGUGAUACCCAAUGGAAGUGUGUUUUUGGGUACCAAUGGUCAAGGUCGAGCUUCGCGGGCAAGAAAGUUGUUAGGAUGGCAACCAGAUGGCGAGACCUUCCAAAACACCGUGCGGGAGACAAUCAUUGAUGAAGCGGCACGGCUGUGA
This is a messenger RNA of Penicillium samsonianum, 1002 nucleotides long. RefSeq lists its product as uncharacterized. Bases 1 to 1002 code for a protein of 333 amino acids. The transcript has 5 exons. The record is from RefSeq and is a predicted model, not a curated record. Lineage: Eukaryota; Fungi; Ascomycota; Eurotiomycetes; Eurotiales; Aspergillaceae.